This is a messenger RNA of Gongylonema pulchrum, 381 nucleotides long. Lineage: Eukaryota; Metazoa; Nematoda; Chromadorea; Rhabditida; Gongylonematidae. The record is from the annotation of a GenBank genome assembly.
GCCUGGAAUGGCAAUAACUACACUGUCGCAUCGUACGACCGUAAUGGAAUCAUUAAGGCAACAGUUCCGACAAUCCCUGAAAAUGGAUUCUUUCCAAACACUACUGUUCCUCGCGACAGCGAUGAAAUUAGAUUUAUUGAUGACGACGGACCUGCUGGACCGUCGGCGUAUGGAUAUGGCCCAGUGGAGCAGCUUUUUCUCUAUGGUGGCAGUGGUUUAGUCAGUGAGAACGAACACAUCGAAGAGCAUUCCAGUCCUCCGGAUCCCCCAGCGCAGUACGAUCAUUUCGAUGUUAUUCGGCAGCACUGUGAUGAAGCAGCAUCGGGAAGUGCAGGGAGCCUUCGCGAGUGUUUUGAUGAUGAUGAUAGUGUGCUGGCAGAA